Messenger RNA from Botrytis cinerea B05.10, 851 nucleotides. RefSeq lists its product as hypothetical. The transcript has 3 exons. The record is from RefSeq and is a predicted model, not a curated record. The coding region runs from base 131 to 676 and encodes 181 amino acids. NCBI's taxonomy places the organism in Eukaryota, Fungi, Ascomycota, Leotiomycetes, Helotiales, Sclerotiniaceae.
GAGCCUUGCCCACAUGUCUUUCACGUCACAAUACGGACUAAAAAGUCCUUCUCAUUCCUUUCUAGAGAGAACCUUGCAUAUGGAAUAAGGUUGAAGUCUACGGGAAUCUUCACAUCAUCGGCUUCUCUGGAUGGUUACACGAAACCUAGUUCUGGUAGAAAGGACUCAGACUUUCCAUCGCCGAGUACAUUCCAGCAGAAGAAUCCACACUGUCCUUGGCUCUGCACGUUCGUCGACCAUGCUUCCAACUUCCCACAUCCACUCACUUGCCUUGAGGCGAACGAGGCAAACUUUUACUAAGGACCUUAAUUUCUCAAUCUAUUGGAUUUUCCGUGCCAAUCGAAUACCCUUCAACGAAUGCACCUGCCGCCAAUCCGCACAAUUAGAGUUCAAUCCGAAGGACUAUGCAGCUGGUCAUGAACAACAGUCCGUGGAAACAUGUUGCAGCUUAUUCCUUAUGCUGCAGCGAGCAGUUGUACUUGACAUAGAAGAUAUGCAGUUAUUGAUAUAUAAAGCUAUGCCUUGGGAGUGGUUAGAGCGUAUAAUACCAUACAGUUGCCGAAGAAAAGAACACCCAGUCUCACAAAAUGAGAUUACAUUGAUUUCCUUUCUCAUCCCAGACUAUCAAAGCCUCAGUCCAUCUCAAAAUAUCUCAUCAGUUCUUUCACUUGAAUGAGAACACUGGUGCCCCCCCAUCUGAUACCCACCGAAAGUACGGUCUCCAACACCUCCCGAGGUUUGAACAUCGACACCAUUAUCAUACCAAGUCUUCGAUCAACACCUAACUCAUAAAUCAUAACUUCGUCCCUUUCUCCAUUGAAAACAUUCUGAGUAAUUUCGCUCAGCAUUCA